Messenger RNA from Besnoitia besnoiti, 1056 nucleotides. RefSeq lists its product as uncharacterized. NCBI's taxonomy places the organism in Eukaryota, Apicomplexa, Conoidasida, Eucoccidiorida, Sarcocystidae. The coding region runs from base 1 to 1056 and encodes 351 amino acids. The transcript has a single exon. The record is from RefSeq and is a predicted model, not a curated record.
AUGAGCGCCCACCCCUCUCGAGGGAAGGCCUUCGGGCUCUUCGUCGUGGUUUCAGCUGCUCUUGUUCUAUCCGGCGCCGUUUUACUCAUGUGCACGGGGCUCCGCCACCCAGAGAAGUGGCGCUCGGUGGCGGGGAACAUUUGCAGCACUGCGCCCGAGUUGGGCCAAGUUGCGCUACAGCUCACCGUCGAGCCCGGUGAGCGUGAUACGUGGUUCAGCUGUGGCGCGAACCCACCCGCGGUGCUUCAGCCGUCGCAGCAAGGCAUGGUGUUCGAAGGCACCUCUUGCCAAACGACGAGAAGCUUGUCAAGUGUUUCCGCUGGAGCGAAACUGCAUACAAAAGUUGACGGCGGGCAAACGUGGUACAGGCUCGACAUCCCUUCAAACGAAAGAAAGAACCAAGUUCUCUGCUAUACUUGUAAACAGGCAGUUCCUCAUAAGCCAAAAAACAAAGAAGAUGGAACCCUUCAGAUCGAGGAGCCUGUCACUGGUCGCACGUGUACAGUGCGCAUCACGCUCAAAGCGACCACGAACCGCCAGCUGCAGUAUAAAGCGGAGGAAGAGGAAGGUCAGGGAGAGGCUGCUACCUCGAGGAAUCAACAAACUGGCGAGGAGGCGGCAUCGAACGAUGACCUGAAUGUUACAGUUUGUUCCCAUGGGACUGUACCGGCGAGUGUCGCUCAAGGCGCCCCUCUAGCGUUUCAGUGCGCAGCUGGGAUGCUUCUGGAACCGAAGGGGGGGCAAGAGGCCUUCGACGGAGACUGUAACAACCACGCCCCCCUCACGAGCUUCGUCGAUGCUUCAUUGGAGACACAAUCACUGACGACACAGAAUGACGCGCAGACCACGUACAAGCUCAGAGUGACUAACAGCCCGGUCACCCCUGUGUCCAUCUGUUACAAAUGCGUCUACCGCGUCGACGCCGCAGAAUAUGUGAGCGAGCAGUGCCACCUCAAAAUUUCUGUAAUCCCAACAGCGCAUGCCGGUGCCCCGGCUAGAGGCAUGACGUUAGUAUCUAUAGGUCUGCUUGGGUUGAUCUGGCUCAGUUCUAUGUAA